Sphaerodactylus townsendi is the source of this 2682-nucleotide messenger RNA. RefSeq names its product protocadherin beta-16-like. The record is from RefSeq and is a predicted model, not a curated record. Gene Ontology annotation, molecular function: calcium ion binding. The transcript is spliced from 2 exons. Bases 100 to 2682 code for a protein of 860 amino acids. Lineage: Eukaryota; Metazoa; Chordata; Lepidosauria; Squamata; Sphaerodactylidae. Gene Ontology annotation, cellular component: plasma membrane. Gene Ontology annotation, biological process: homophilic cell-cell adhesion.
AGAAAGCUUGAGAGGAAGAGGCUGAGGACCAGAGGAAAGAAACUGCUUUACAAAGAACCCCCCUGGAUUUCAGUUCUGUCUUGGGGAAAACCUUCAAGAAUGCAUAAGAGCCACCUUAACAGGCAAGUCUGGGCUUUUUCUCUAUAUAUCUGCCUAGGUAUUGUGAUGUGUGAGUCUUUCCAUUAUUCCGUGCCUGAGGAAAAGAAAAGUGGGUCCUUGGUGGCAAAUGUGCUGAAGGAUUUGAAAGUGGGCGUGAAGGAGCUGUCUGCUCGCAGGGCUCAGCUGAUUUCUGAAAGCCACAAUCAGUAUUUCCAGCUAGAUCCCCAGUCUGGGAAUGUGCUCUUGCAGAAAAGAAUAGACCGAGAGGCAUUGUGUGGUCAGAAGGACACCUGUGUCUUAGCUGCAGAGAUUGUGCUGGAAAACCCAUUGCAAGUGCACAGAAUUGAAGUUGAGAUAGAGGAUGUGAAUGACAAUUCCCCCCAGUUUCCUAAAAAUGAAUUCCUUUUGAACAUACCUGAGCAGACUGCCCUGAAUACUCGAUUCCCCCUGGAAAGUGCUAAAGAUGCUGAUAGAGGAGAAAAUAGUGUGCAGAAUUACACACUUAGCCUAAAUAACCAUUUCGGGUUGGAUGUUCAGAGUCACAGUGAUGGUAGCAAACAUGUGGAAUUGGUGUUGCAGAAACAGUUAGACCGUGAAGAGGAAACGCGUCUUUCCCUGAUUCUUUCUGCCGUUGAUGGAGGGACCCCAAUUAGAACAGGAACUGCAAAUAUUAUCAUUGAUGUUCUGGAUACCAAUGAUAACCCCCCUCAGUUUCCUCAGUCUCUGUACAAAGUGAAACUGAAAGAAAACAGCCAUCCAAGAACACUUGUAACUAAAGUGGAAGCAACUGACCGGGAUUUGGGUCCCAAUGCAGAAGUCACUUAUUCUUUCAACCAGAUAUCAGACACUGUGCUCAGAUCAUUCGCGUUAAACAAACAUACUGGGGAACUUACUGUUGCUGGAGCCAUUGAUUAUGAAGAGGAGAGAAAUUAUGCAAUAAACAUCAAGGCCACGGAUGGAGGGGGGCUCUCUGCUUACUGCAAAGUCAUGGUGGAGGUUGAGGACAGAAAUGACAACGCCCCAGAGGUGACCCUCACAUCCCUCACCAGCCCCCUACCAGAAGAUUCUCCCCUUGAUACAGUGGUGGCCCUCUUCCGUGUCACAGACCAAGACUCUGGAGACAACAGCAGAACUGCCUGUACUACUGAGGCAAACUUGCCCUUUCUGUUGAAAAACUCUGUGAAUAAUUACUAUCAACUGGUUACUCAGCAGCCUCUGGACCGAGAAAAAGACUCAGAGUACAACGUCACCAUCACAGCCACAGACCAGGGCUCUCCUAGGCUGACUUCAACGAGAAUAAUCAAUGUUCAGAUCUCAGAUGUCAAUGACAACGCUCCAGUAUUUGAAAAGUCAUCAUAUGAAAUGCAAUUGCAAGAAAAUAAUAUUCCAGGUCUGCUGAUAGGUUUGGUGGAAGCCAAGGACUUGGACAUGGAGCAGAAUGGCAAAGUGACCUACUCUCUUUUGCCUGGGAAGGUCAGAGAUCAACCCGUGUCCUCCUAUGUCUCCAUCAACUCUGAAACUGGGAAUCUUUAUGCCAUUCGAUCUCUGGAUUAUGAGCAGAUAAAAGAUUUCCAGGUGACUGUGAGGGCUGUGGACAGUGGAUCUCCUCCCCUGAGCUCUGAAGUUGUGGUCCGAGUUGUUAUCAUGGAUGAAAAUGAUAAUGUCCCUUUCAUCCUGUACCCUCUUCAGAAUGGCACUUCUCCAUCCAAUGAUCUUGUUCCAAGGGGAGCGGAGACUGGCUACUUGGUCACCAAGGUGGUGGCUGUGGACAGAGAUUCUGGUCAGAACUCUUGGCUUUCCUAUGAGCUCCUGAAGGCCACAGAACCAGGUCUGUUCAGUGUGGGGGUCCAGAAUGGAGAAGUGAAAUCCAUGAGACCGAUUAGCAAACGAGACAACUUCAAACAGAAACUUAUCAUUGGAGUCAAAGAUAAUGGUCACCCUCCCCAGUCCACCUCUGCAACGCUGAGCAUUCUGCUAGUGGAUGGCUUCUCGGACCCUUAUAUGAAAAGUGUAGAUGUCCCAAAGGACGAAAUGGUGCAGGAUGAAGACCAGGCCCUGACUAUGUAUCUGGUCAUAUGCUUGGCUGUCAUCUCAGUCAUUUUUUUGGUGUCCAUGGUGGGGUUUGUUGCCAUCAAGAUUCAGAAAAGGAGAAAGUUCGUAGCGAGCUCAGCCCUGAAUUUCCCAGUGGGACCAAACUUCCCAGAGAGCUGUGGAGAUGUUGAUGCUGGAUCCCUUUCUCGGGCUUACAACUAUGAGGUGUGCUUAGCUGGUGGGUCCCUGAACAGCGAGUUCAAGUAUCUCAGGCCUCUAUUUCCUGUGUUUUCUAUGGAGCCUGCUCAAAAUCCAGGGAUUCAAAGGAUUUCAACAGAUUUCCAAGAAGUGUCCAGCCAUGCAGCGGAAGGUCAACUCAUGAGUCAGGGUAUAAUGUCUGGGAUGAAGAAGAAACCAGUUGAGCUUAACACCUAUGUUAAGGAGAAACCAGUUGAGCUUAACACCCAUGUUAAGGAGAAACCAGUUGAGCUUAACACCCAUGUUAAGGAGAAACCAGUUGAGCUUAACACCCAUGAAGAUGCCUUAUACUGA